GUGAGUUUGAAACUGCUCGCACUCAGCUCCAGAGCUGGCGCUUGGAAGUUAGGGGAGAGCGUCGCAGACGAGGUGGCCGCCGCAGCUUUCGCCGCGGGAUAUAAGCCGGGAUCUACCAUACCCACUGAUUAAGUAUGGAAGACUAUACCAAAAUAGAGAAAAUUGGAGAAGGUACCUAUGGAGUUGUGUAUAAGGGUAGACACAAAACUACAGGUCAAGUGGUAGCCAUGAAGAAAAUCAGACUAGAAAGUGAAGAGGAAGGGGUUCCUAGUACUGCAAUUCGGGAAAUAUCUCUAUUAAAAGAGCUUCGUCAUCCAAAUAUAGUCAGUCUUCAAGAUGUGCUUAUGCAGGAUUCCAGGUUAUAUCUCAUCUUUGAAUUCCUUUCCAUGGAUCUCAAGAAAUACUUGGAUUCUAUCCCUCCUGGUCAGUUCAUGGAUUCUUCACUUGUUAAGAGUUAUUUGUACCAAAUCCUACAAGGGAUUGUGUUUUGUCACUCUAGAAGAGUUCUCCACAGAGACUUAAAACCUCAAAAUCUGUUGAUUGAUGAUAAAGGAACAAUUAAACUGGCAGAUUUUGGCCUUGCCAGAGCUUUUGGAAUACCUAUUAGAGUAUAUACGCAUGAGGUAGUGACACUCUGGUAUAGAUCUCCAGAAGUAUUGCUGGGGUCAGCUCGCUACUCAACUCCAGUGGACAUUUGGAGUAUAGGUACCAUAUUUGCUGAAUUAGCAACUAAGAAACCACUUUUUCAUGGGGAUUCAGAAAUUGAUCAACUCUUCAGAAUUUUCAGAGCUUUGGGCACUCCCAAUAAUGAAGUGUGGCCAGAAGUAGAAUCUUUACAGGACUAUAAGAAUACAUUUCCCAAGUGGAAACCAGGAAGCUUAGCAUCCCAUGUCAAAAACUUGGAUGAAAAUGGCUUGGAUCUGCUCUCGAAAAUGUUAAUCUAUGAUCCUGCCAAACGAAUUUCUGGCAAAAUGGCACUGAAUCAUCCGUACUUCCAUGAUUUGGACAGUCAAAUUAAGAAGAUGUAGCUUUCUGACAGUUUCCCUGUGUUGUGUCAAGAACAGAUAAUUGUAUUUUUACUGUUCAUCUGUUUCUGUCUUGUGUAUUUUUCUUUUCUUUGUUGUAAAACUUAAUCUGUACUUCAUCUUCUGAUUUCAAAAGUAACUUAAAAAUGUAAAUACUCUUCUAUAUGAAUUUAAAUAUAAUAAUUCUGUAUAUGUUUGUAGAUCCCACUGUAACAGCUGUUUGUUACUAUAAUAAAACUAUAUAAAUCUAGUAUUGAUGUCAGGAAUCAGGAAAUUUUUGAGUUAACUCAAACCAUCUAAAAUGCUACCCCAGUCUUCUUUUCUUUUUGGAAAUACUAAAAUUUAGGAAAGUGUGCUAAGUUCAAAGUUCAUGUUGCUUUGAAGUAUUUUUAUACUCUAUUUAAAUUUUCUUGUCAAUUUCUUGCCAUGUGGUAACUAUACAACCUGCCUAAAGAUGAGUAUUUUUCUACUGGUAUUUCAAUUUGUGACCUAAAUGUUUUAGGCGUUCAGAAUGAGAGAACUAUACAGAUUUGAGAGGCGAUGCUUAAUUUAUAGAGGUUUUUAGCAACUUGUUAAACUAACAUUAGUGUAUGCCAAAGCUUGCUGAGUUUUACAGUCAGAGAUCAAGGGCUGUCCACAGCAGGAAAGAACAAUUUAGAAAAUUUAUGAGCUAUCCUAUUUUUAGGUAGGUUAUGAAAGUUAUUUGUCUGAGUGAAUUCUUGUGCUUUCGUCAGAGGUAAUAACCAUACAAAGGAGUUGCUUAUCUUCGCUUUCAAGUCUGACUAAAACUCUUUGCAAAUUUUGACAUAGUUUAGUUUAUUAGCAGCCUUCUUAGAAGGUUCUAAUGUAUAACUAUUUAGCCAAGAUCACUAGCUUUUGGAAUUGUUUAAUAAUGCUGCUCAUUGUGAUUUUUACCUGUAAGAUGCCUAAUGUUAGAUUGUUUGUUAUAGCCAAGAGAAAUGUCUCUAAAAAUAAUUUUUGUCAUUUUUAGUGUACAUCUAUCCAUUGGCUGCCCAUAUGCGCUGCUUUUCAUGGUGGUUACCCAUGACUGGAAUGAGCCUUCUUGUGUGGCUGAUCCAGUUGAUUGAGUAUGUAAUGGGUGAUCUACCUAAUCUUGUUGUCUUCUAAUUUUUUCACUUGAGGAGAAAGUAUGGGUCACUUUCUUUGGCAACAGGGCAUAAGGUGAGAGGUUUGGUAGCCUUCUUCUAGGUCUUGGUGGAAGCCAGCCUGCAGUAAGGGAAUGCAACUGGAGAUGGAAGUUGUUUGAGGUCACACUGUUGAGAGAUUUUAUGGUGGGAAUUUGGUAAGUGAAAGGUCACACAAAAGAGUUAAUUGAGAUGGUGAAAUGGAAUAUCUGCAGACUGUCUAUGAAGUAUUGAAAUGGGUCUACUUUUCAAUUGUGCAUUACAGAACUUUAGAGGUGUAGACUCAGCAUUGAUAACUGAUGCUCCUACCCCUCUGCCCCCACAAAACUAUCAGUGUGUCUUAUAUAAUUAUUUCUUGGUCCUUCUGUUUCAAUAAUAUGUAGAUGCAUUGGUGUCACCAAUGUUUGGGGCCUUGUGGAUUUGGUAGCAGCAGCCUGCAUGCUCAUUGCUAUUGUUCUGUGCAGUCUAAUUGAAAAGUCAGUAAUUCAUCAGUUUAGAACCUACUUGGUGGACCAGGGAAAUGAGAUGGAAGAAGCCUGCCAUCAGUUGCUAUAAUGAGACAUAGUUUUUGUUCUGCUCCAGCUCUCUGUGUAGUCCUAAGUAAAGUAUUUAUGUCAGCUUCAGUGACUAGUUGAAAAGCCACUGAAUUGGGUCCUCAUCUCAUGCAUAUUUUUAAAUUGGCUUGUGCUGUGGUGCUUCUGAUUGAUUUUUAAAGUGGAUCUUGUCUCUGGGUCAGUAGCUCUUAAAUAUGUUCUGUGCUAGAAACACCUGAGACUAACUCUCAGUCCUACCCUGAACAGUUAAAAAUGCCCCAAGAUGAUUGUGAUGCAACCAGUUAUCACCAGUUGGUGGUGACUUUAACAACAUUGGACCAACAUCUAGUUUUAUUUGUCUGAAAACUUUGUUAUCUUGCAUUAUCUCUAACUUGUUCUAUUUCUGUUUUAGGCUGUACAAAGUUCUUUGGUGAGGGGAGAGGUUUGUGUGUUUUAUCACCAAUAGGAGACUUCCAUAUACUGUGACUAAUGCUGUAUCUUAUUGUCUGUAGGCUUUAGAGAAGGAUCUGUUGUUCUUAAACAUAAAAUAUAAAGGCAGUAAUGAUGCAAAGAAUAUAUAAUGUAUAAUAAAAUCAUUAAUUUAUAUGUGGA
Messenger RNA from Dama dama (fallow deer), 3315 nucleotides. RefSeq names its product cyclin dependent kinase 1 (gene CDK1). Bases 135 to 1028 code for a protein of 297 amino acids. Gene Ontology annotation, biological process: mitotic G2 DNA damage checkpoint signaling; protein phosphorylation; G2/M transition of mitotic cell cycle. The transcript has 8 exons. NCBI's taxonomy places the organism in Eukaryota, Metazoa, Chordata, Mammalia, Artiodactyla, Cervidae. Gene Ontology annotation, molecular function: RNA polymerase II CTD heptapeptide repeat kinase activity; ATP binding; cyclin-dependent protein serine/threonine kinase activity. Gene Ontology annotation, cellular component: nucleus. The record is from RefSeq and is a predicted model, not a curated record.